AUGCCUCUCGUGGUCCCGGGACUCAUGUCCGAAGGCGGCAAUGAUAAGACCAACGACUGGAUGAACAUGUUGAUGGGGAAGAAGAUUGGAGAUAGCAGCAACGAGACGACCUUCGCCAAGACCGACCUCCCCAAGGAGCACCGCAUGAUCAAGGAGGGCGACAUGUCGACGAUGGAUCAUAAGCCGGAGAGGCUGAAUAUCCACACGGCGGAUGAUGGGACGGUGACUAAGGUUACACACGGUUGA
Recurvomyces mirabilis is the source of this 246-nucleotide messenger RNA. RefSeq lists its product as uncharacterized. The record is from RefSeq and is a predicted model, not a curated record. The transcript is spliced from 3 exons. Lineage: Eukaryota; Fungi; Ascomycota; Dothideomycetes; Mycosphaerellales; Teratosphaeriaceae. Bases 1 to 246 code for a protein of 81 amino acids.